AUGCAGAAGUGCAGUGGAUUUACACCAGAAGAACGGGCUUCUUUUCGGGAAACACUACGAACAACAAAUGCGGUGGAUACCUUCCGUGCCUUAUACCCACGAGCAGCCCCGGUGUAUACAUUUUGGUCUGCGCGUAUUAANUACUCCGGCACUCGUACAUAUAUAAAAGAUUCCAUCGCAGCAAAAUGGAAAACCACAACGGUAAAGGGAUUUAAUACACUUAAUACUAUACAAGGAGUGGGGCAAAGCGAUGGAGAUGAGGAAGGACGUGUACUCACAACUUAUUUUGGUACAGAUGGAAAGAAUGGAGGAGAUGGCUUUGCAUUGGCAUUAAUAAAUACAUAUAUUCCAAAUAGUGGAAUGACACUCGAACGUCUUCCCUAU
Trypanosoma theileri is the source of this 384-nucleotide messenger RNA. RefSeq names its product apurinic/apyrimidinic endonuclease. Gene Ontology annotation, cellular component: nucleus. Gene Ontology annotation, biological process: base-excision repair. The record is from RefSeq and is a predicted model, not a curated record. The transcript has a single exon. NCBI's taxonomy places the organism in Eukaryota, Euglenozoa, Kinetoplastea, Trypanosomatida, Trypanosomatidae. Gene Ontology annotation, molecular function: double-stranded DNA 3'-5' DNA exonuclease activity; DNA-(apurinic or apyrimidinic site) endonuclease activity; phosphoric diester hydrolase activity. The annotation marks the transcript as partial.